UGCCAGCUUAGCUCCCAGACUGCUCUGAUUCAGGUCGGACCUAAUGCUUGGCGUCGCCAGAGUUCAGCCUCCUCCAAAUCGACUUUUCAUCCUCGCUCAAUUUGUCCUUUUCUCCUUCACCCUUGCAACAUUUUCUUCACCUUCCGAUCCGUCUCUUUCCAUUCGAACAUAUCCAGCAUUUCUUCAUUUCGCAGCUGCUAGCAAUUGGAGUUGUUUUCGUAUUUCGUCACGUUUUCCCCGUUCACGCGAUCUGAAUUUUUUUUCGCAGAAGCUGCAGCUGCAGCUCUUUUCUUAAACCCGCCUCAAGCUUCGACCCGAAGCUUACCGUCAUCUGGCCACGAUGUCAGAAUUCUUAGGAUCUCGCAUAUCUCUUAUAUCCAAGAGUGACAUUCGCUAUGUCGGUGUGCUUCACGAGAUCAACUCCGAAGAGUCGACAGUGUCUCUAGAGAAUGUCAAGUCUUUUGGCACAGAAGGUCGCAAGCGCGAUGCUGGGAAACCAGCUGAAGAAAUUGCACCAUCCGACCAGGUCUACGAAUAUAUCGUCUUCCGUGGCAGCGAUGUGAAGGAUUUGCGAAUUGAACAGGCGCCCGUGGUCAAGGAACAGGCACCACCCGCCGUACCCGAUGAUCCCGCUAUUGUUGGAGCACGACCCCGCCCUGGAGCUGCACCCGCAGGACCUCCUGCAGGACCUCCAGGCGGCCCUCAUGGCCACCAUCCGCCUCCCUUCCCCGGUGCACCUUACUAUGGAAAUUGGAAUGGUCAAGGGGGACCGGCAGGUCCCGGUGGCCCAGGAGGUCCAGGAGGCCCGGGAUUCAAUGGAUUCCCGUACCCUCCCCCGCCGAAUUGGUUCCCUCCACCUGGUCAAGCUUUCCCCCCUGGACCGGGCCCAUGGAACAACUAUGGAAUGCCGCCCCCAGGAGCACACCACCCUCCCGGCCCUAGCGGCCCUGGACCGCGACAGCCGCAGCAGCAGGGACCACAGCAGCCGCAGCAACAACAGGAGCAGAAGCCUGCCCCGAUUGGUGCGAGAGGUGACAAGGCUAGGACCGAGUCCCCUGCUGCACAGCAACCUCAGUCAAAACCGCCUGGUGGAGCAUCUGCUGCCAACCAGCCAGCACCCACCCCGCCUGUUGACUCCAAGCCGUCCGUAGAGGAAGUGAAGGCAACAGCUGCCUCUCUGAAUCAGAGUGCUGGAGCAUCUAGCGCCAAUAAGCAAAUCCCUACCGGGCCUAAAGGCACAAGAAUCACCCCUGCGGUUCCUUUGCCUGCCGCUCUGACUCAAAAGUCCGCUCAGCAAACGGUUGGCGUUGCCGCCAACACAGCAGCAGCUAUCAGGGACGCCACACAAGCGGCAAAGGCUGCUGUCGCUGUUGCUAUGGCUAAUAUGGAGCGUGGUGAUAACGGUGUUCCUCCAGCCGCACCCCAGCAAUCUAAUGGAAACAACAUGGAUAAUCUGACCAACAAAGUAAAUGAGAUGAGGGUCAAUGCCACAAGGGGAGGUAGCCGUGCGGGACGUGGCCGAGGCGGUCCGCGUCAGGCCAAGGUUGAAGUUCCUGAUUCGGACUUUGAUUUUGCUUCAGCCAAUGCCAAAUUCAACAAGGAUGAUCUUGUGAAGGAGGCCAUCGCUGGUGAUCCCCUCGGUGAGGCCCCGGCUGCGCCCGCAGCCAUGAAUGAAGAUCUGGCCGCUCCGCCGGCCUACAACAAAGCUUCGUCUUUCUUUGACAACAUCUCUAGCGAGGCGAAGGACCGUGCAGAGAACGGCGGUCAAAAGCCCGGCGGACGUGAGUGGCGCGGUGAGGAGCAACGUAGAAACAUGGAGACGUUCGGCCAGGGCAGUGUCGACGGAGGUAAUCGUUACGGUGGCUUCCGGGGCCGUGGCCGUGGUCGUGGCGGCAUACGCGGGAGGGGCGGUAACAGUGGGCGUGGUCGUGGCUUUCGUCGCGGUGACGGCCAGGCUACGGCUCAGUAGAGUUUGACGUUCCGGUCGUCCAGUAAACUCUCGACAAGUCAAUCCACGUGUGGCAUUCUAAGGCCCCCAUCGUGAGAACUUGUCCGCUUCCAAGGCCGAGAGCGAACCAAUUUCAUUAUCCUCAUAAUUAUCUUACGAUUCACUUUGCAACCCGAGGCUGCAUUCAAAAACUCAUUCAACGAUUCCACCCGCUCCCAUUUAUCUGAAAACACGAUGCCUUUUCUGGGCCAGUACUACUACCCCAAACAUCUGUCGUGUGCGGCAUGAGAAGAGGGACCCUCAGACCGGAAGCAACAACCAAUCAGCAAACAAGUGCGCGUCACGGAUCAUCAUAACUACCCUCGGCCACCAGGCCAAGUAGUCCGGUGCUUUUGAUUUCAUCGUAGGCUCAAGGACACUGAAAAACAGCGUCUGUUUCCUACAACAAGUGUAUUACUAGUACAGGGAGGCGGCAGGCUAGGCUUAUUGGGCGAGUGCACCUUAUUUCUUCUACGACAUUAUAUCAGCCACACAGCUGUUUAUAGGCUGAGGCAGGGCGGCAAGCCACUCUUGUUCUUCCAACUCCCUGGCGCAGGGGAAGGUACCAGCGUUUUGUACAUAAUUUUUAAGGCAAGAAAAGGCCUGACGAUGUGGGAAGCUGGAAGAACUGGGAACGACGAAGGCGGGUAACGAACUUCUGACGAGUAUUGAGGCAAUGAAAAAGCGUUUCUCUUGAAUUUGGAACCAUGCACCAAUGUAUGGUAUUCACGUCGGAGCGUUGCAACACGUUACUCAUGCGCUCAACAAUUGAUGGAAGCUGACUGCCAGCAGCCUCGGAGUAGCACGAUCUAGGUUCGUGUAAUGGAGAUCUUCAGGCCUCUUGUUUCCCAAAUCUGUGUAAUCAGUCUGUUGUUACGAUUAAUCGUGAUACGAGAUAAAGUGGUGCCAUCCAAUAAUAGUUCCCUUGGGGAACGUGAUAUUGGGGGAGCAGGGAGCAGGGCUUUUAUUCCGUCCACAGGAUGGCUGGACCAGACUAGAAUAGUUGCUGAACUAGGUAGUUAGUGACUGAAGGAUAGUCAGUCAACACCCAGUGAGUGUUGGUUUGGUUUGCCAAGACAACAGAUAAUAGCACCCGGACGAUUUUGAGAGUUGGGGCAUCGUUCAACCAUACCAAGGAUUGCAGGAUUGUUUGGCUUUCCGCCCUUUAUUUCUCUUGCAAGAGUCAGUUCAGUCUGUUUUGGUGACGGGUUGGGGGUUGACUUGUUCCCGUCAGCAUGGGGGAUUUGUACGUAAGUUUGAAAGUAAAAGUACUGUAUUCGAAGAAAUGCAAAAUUAGAAAGCCAGACCAGCUGAAUCAGGUUGCAUGCCC
Molecule: messenger RNA, 3317 nt
Organism: Pyricularia oryzae 70-15
Lineage: Eukaryota; Fungi; Ascomycota; Sordariomycetes; Magnaporthales; Pyriculariaceae
Exons: 4
Coding region: 341-1969 (542 amino acids)
Biological process (GO): P-body assembly; cytoplasmic stress granule assembly
Cellular component (GO): P-body
Molecular function (GO): mRNA binding
Source: RefSeq, a predicted model, not a curated record